Colletotrichum phormii is the source of this 697-nucleotide messenger RNA. RefSeq lists its product as uncharacterized. Lineage: Eukaryota; Fungi; Ascomycota; Sordariomycetes; Glomerellales; Glomerellaceae. Bases 62 to 529 code for a protein of 155 amino acids. The transcript has a single exon. The record is from RefSeq and is a predicted model, not a curated record.
GGGACGCCGCUACUUGCCUACGACAGCGCAAGCAAACGCCAAUGCCAAUUGGGCUUGUAUUAUGUGUACUUUUUCCCUGUUGAUCUUUUUUUCACAUUGCCCAUCCUUCUUUCUGCAUCCAAAUACAUGCGCCUCUACCACUGCUUUACAACCGACGACGUUUCUUUAUCUGUCUUGCUUUCGACUUCCGGUACUUCACUUAGACUCCCUCGCCUUGUGCUCACAUCUCGGAACACUUCCAUCAUUCUCCACGUCUCUCUCAGUCUCCUCGCUCUCUUCUCGGCUUCCCCCCCCCCCACAUCCUGCUGGUCUUGGCCUCCCUCCCUUCGUCCUCCGCACCUUAAGGUACACGAAUAGGUACCUUCAGCCCAGGCUUGCCUCACCUUGCGCGGCUGGGCUAGGUACGCCAACGCCAGCAGGACCAGCGUGCCAGCCUACGGAUAAUUACCUACCUACCACAUCCAGCAGCGACCAAGGACCCCUACCCCCAAACCCGGUCGUCCUGUCUCUUGCGUUGCAAUGCGCUUAGCCUAACAUAAACAACACCCUUGCCUCACCUCACCUUAACUCACCUCGCCCCGUCUCGCCUGGCCUUACCAAACCUGACCUCACCUUGACACUGCUUACUCGGUCUCCCUACCGUCCAAUUCUCCUCCUUCGUGUUGAACUUCCACCGCGCAUCCCCCAUUCUCUAGAC